UGACUGACGUUACAGUAAAUUGUAUUGUACUGUCAUACGCGAUCAGCUAUCACACUGAAAAAUGUGCGAUUUUAGAAGUUUUAUGACUUGUCAUCAUUAAUUUGCUAACGUUUUUAAUAUUAAAUAUUCUUACUAUAAAGCAGUAGUUGUUCAACAUGGCUUGGCAAAUGCCGGGUCAAUGGAACACAGGCGUUCCACAAAUGAACCAAAUGACGCCUGAUUUAAACAUGGGAUCCUACACACCUGAGCAAUGGGCUGUUAUGCAGCAACAGAAUUGGCAGCAAUGGACCCAGUGGCAACAACAGUAUUCGCAAUGGCAAAGCCAGUAUGGCGAAAAGUAUGCACAGCAAAUGCAGUCCAUGCAGGCAAUGGGGGGGAUGGUGCCACCCCUCCCAGCUUCAAAUACUGCCCCUCCUCCAGCACCACCUCCACCAGAGAAGCCUCCACCACCUCCACCACAUGAGAACAACCAGCCGCUAUUUGGACAACCCAACCCAGUACCAGCCCCUGGAUCACAGCCAAUUCAACAUACAGGGAGUUCUAAUAAUAUUAGCAUUCCUACAGGUAACACCCAAAAAAAUUGGCAGCAUGGAAACGAAAACCGGCCAGAAGCUUCCUUGCCCGCCAAUGUGGAGGCCUUAAAGAAACUAGCAGAGGAAGAAAGACUCUUCGAUAUUCAGUUUGAAAAGUGGGAAGAAGAAAUCCAAAAAUGGAAAAGGGAAAAUGUGAACCAUCCGGACAAACAGGCUUAUCAUGAGUAUGAGCAAAAAUUUGAAACUUGCAGGGCACAGUUGUUAGAGCGUCGGCAGGUGAUGAAACAGAAGAGGGCACGACUGCUGGGCCAGACUGCUCCUGCUGCAGGCAGUGCUCCAACAGGUAAUCCAUCCCCAGCUCCCCCUCCUCAACAAACUAUGAAUGCCAGUCGUAACCCAAAUAUGCAGUCCCAAAGCAGCAAUAGCUCGUCAAAUUUCGCCCAGCCAAGCAACCAUUAUAAACACCAGGAACAACAUAAUUACAGACCAAAUAAUAAUCAAAUGUCAACUCAAAACUUUAAAAACAAUCCUCCCCAAAAUUUCCAAGGUAAUUCUCAAUAUGCACAAUAUAACAAUAUGCAACAAGGUUAUAACAGGAACAAUAAUCAAGGUGUGGACCCACAAGACAGAUUUGAGUCCUAUGACGCUCAGGAUACAUAUGAGAGUCAGGAUAUGGAUGAGGGUAAUUACUCCCCUGCCCCUGUUACGAAUACAAACUUUUUACCUGGAGCUGGAUCCGCUAAAGGCAUUCCAGGGUUGGAUUUAGUACCCGAAGACAAAGAGGGUCAACCACAACAACCUGAGGUUAUUGAUAUAACUGAUGACAAACCAAAACCCACCCAGCCGCCAGACCUUACUAACAUUUCUAAGGGCAUAAACAACAUACUUGGAGAUGAGAAAAUCAUGAAUAUCCUUUCAAUGGUUCGGGAUCAAGUUGCACCUCCUAUUGUCAAUAAGCAAGGAGCUAGUGCCCAAAGUGCACCAUACAAUAAUAUGAAUAACUCCAAUGCUCCCCCAAAUGCACCAUUUAACUCCAAUGCUCCACCACAUGCACCAUUUAACUCCAAUGCUCCACCAAAUGCACCAUUUAACUCCAAUGCUCCACCAAAUGCUUCUCAAAAUGCCCCAUAUAAUAACAAUAUGAGUGCUCCUCCAAAUAAUCAGUGGGACAGAAAUCAAGCUACACCUAAUCAACAAUUUAGUAAUGCUCCCCCGAAUAUGUACUACAAUCGUCAAGGUCCUGGCUAUGGUGAUCAAUCUCGGCAAGAUCAGCCGUAUCCACCUCAAAGAAGGAAUGACAGAGAAAAUAUGUCAAUGGAUCCAUACAAUGAUAGGAAUAUGCAAGGUCAAAACAUGCAACAAAGACCACCUAUGAGACCUAACAUGCCUAACAUGCCUAACAUGCAAAACAAUCCCCAACCACUUAUGCAAGGGGGUCAAGGCUAUCAAAAUGAUAAUUUCAAUAGAAGACCUCCGCCUCCGCGGGGAGCUCCUGACAAUAUGAGACCUAAUAUGAGUAAUAUGCCGCCACCGCUUAUGAGACCUAAUAUGAGUAAUAUGCCGCCACCAAGGCCCCUCAUGGCAGGUGUGCCUGGUUAUGAUGAACAGAAUGAUUAUUCAAGGGGGCCUCAUGAUAACGGAGGAAUGCAUGGCAGCAUGAAUAAUCAGGCAAUGAAUAACCAAACCGCGCCGCCUCCGCCGCCUCCACAGCCGGCUCGCCCGAAGUGGACUGAAGAACCAUUAUUUACUCCAUCUGUCAUUGUUGAAUAUGAACACAAACCUCUAAGAUUGAAAGGUCGUGAAUUUAUUGAGCCCGUCCAUAUGUUUGACUACAAUCACAAAUCAAAGGACGAUCACAUUAAGAAAAGAGAUUUUGAAAAAGAGGCAGAUGAAUUAUUCCAAAGGAAACCCAGAAGAAACGAGCCGGAAGAUGUGUAUAGAGAAAACCGUUUCGGUCCAGGUGAUUACAUGGAAAGUCGUUUUGCCGCUGAAGAUAACUCAAGGGAUUAUUCACCAAGGGAUUUCGAACGACGAUACCCUAGAGAAGAAAUACGACAUGACCGUAGGGAAUUAAGAGAUGACUACAGGGACGUCAGGGGUCCUCCUAGGGAUGAAUAUGAUGAUAGAAUUGAUAGACGAAGGCCCGAAGAAAGAUACGACGAAAGAAGACGCGAUGAUCGCGACAGGUUACCUAGACGCGAAGAUUUUAGUAGAGAUAGAGGGCGGGAACGUGAUCGAGAUAGAGAAGAUUUACACAGAGAUAGACAAAGAGAUAUACGUAGAGAUGACAACCGCCAUGACAGUAGAAAUCGCAGUAGGAGCCGUGAACUUGACUCCCGUAAAAGAGGCCGCAGCAAAGAAAGUAAUAUAAGCGAGACUUCGUCAAAGAAAUCGAAAGAAGUGGAGAAGAAAAAUGGAACUCCCAAGCAUGUUGUAAUGAUUGACGAUAUUUUAGAACCCCCAGGUCGUGAAAUGAGGCCAGAAAAAAUAGUUAUUAUUUUACGAGGUCCCCCUGGCAGUGGCAAAUCGUAUUUAGCAAAAUUAAUAAGAGACCGCGAGGCGGAACACGGUGGGACAGCUCGAAUCAUGUCCAUUGACGACUAUUUCAUGCAGGAAGGGGAAAUAGAAGAAAAAGAUCCCACUACUGGUAAAAUUGUUAAGAAACCGUCUUUAAAAUAUGAAUACGAAGCAAAAUCAGAAGAAACUUAUUUGAACUCUCUGAAAAGAGCAUUUAAAAGGUCAUUGACUGACGGCUACUUUAACUUUUUGAUAUACGACGCAGUGAAUGACACACUGAGAAGUUAUGCUGAUAUUUGGAACUACGCUAGACAACAAGGCUUCCAGGUGUACAUUUGUACAAUGGAGCUGGAUUCCCAGAUAUGUUUCAAGAGGAACAUCCACGGUCGAACGUUGGGUGAUAUUCAAGUGAUAACCACUCGGUUCUUCCCGACCCCGGACCAUCACAUUCAGCUGGACGCGACGACGCUGUUACAAAGCGGUGCCAUUACUGAGGUGCACAUGGAGGACGUGGAUGACGAUAUCAUAAUGGAGGACGCGCAGGAACCUGAGGUUGAAAGCUCUUUUACUUCGAAGUGGGAGAAAAUGGAUGACGCGGCGCAACUAGCUCGACUCGACGGCACCAGCAAGCCGCUCCGGCCCUCGCACGUCUCAAUGGAGGACUACCUACAGCUAGACGACUGGAAACCAACCACAGCUAAGCCAGGGAAGAAAACGGUACGCUGGGCGGACAUAGAAGAGAGCAGACAGCAAGAGAAGAUGCGUGCCAUCGGAUUUGUGGUAGGACAGACGGACUGGAAUCGCAUGACAGAUCCUACUAUGGGUUCUAGUGCGCUCACUCAAACUAAGUACAUUGAGAGAGUUAGAAGAAAUUAAGUCAUAGUUUAGUGUUACCAUUGAAUCUUGAUUAAGGUGUAAAACCAGUUCAGAGAACUUGUUUGAAGUUUUCAGUAUAUGCCUAGGCAGUUAUUUCGGAUAACAAAUAAAAAUGUUAUUUUAUAACGAAAGUCGCAAAUUUGUUGCGUAGCAUUAUUGAUAAGUACGUAAGAUAAUUGCCAAACACUUUUUUAUUUAUCUUUUCUUCUAUGUACUUUGCUAUGCUUAAGUUUGACUCCAGCGCAGCGCAAUUAUUUAAAUGGAAUAUUUCAUAUUUCAUUUAUUUUAUUUCUUUUACUAUGUUAUGUCUGAUGAUUAGCUGUGUUAGUUUUAUAUUUUGCAUAUAGGUCAACGUUAUUUAUGUGAUAUUUGAUUUUUUUUCCUAUAAUUUGAAUCUAAACCUGUUUCUGAUGUCAAAUACUAGUAGGUGUUUGAAAAAUAAAGUACCUAACUCUAGUAGGACUUUGCCUAUACCUGGCCACGCUCGCAUAUCUAUGGGUUGGUCGCAAGAAACGAGUAAAUUAACUAUAGUAAAUAUUUAUCCGUCACUAAGUUGGAUAGAUAGAACUAAGAAUCUUCACCAGAAGGAGGAUCAUCAUAAAGACAUACAAAAGUAUUUUAGCUGUUGUCACAAGAAGCCGACAGAUGUCCUUUUUCAGCUAUCUUCAACUAUGAUGUUGAGAUGAGAUAUCAUUUUAUUACGUGACGUUUUUCAUCAAGUCUAUAGAUUUAAAGAUAGUAUAAUCUAUAUAGAUUAUACCAUAGCGUAUACCAUUUGCGUGCGCUACAGUAUACCUACUGCAGCGCACGAAAAACAGGAAUGCGGAUCGUGUCGGCUCAUGGAUUUAAAACCACAGAAAAUUUUAAAACUUAGGAGUCUAUGUGUAGCAAUUGUGGACUGCAGUAGGGUUUCACCGGAAAGUGACCCUUUGCGGUCAUUUGAUCUGGUUUAGAUAUAAUAAAUAAUAUACAAAUAUUAAUUAAAAAUAAUUAGGUAGAUAGUACAUACUAUUUUUGUCGCAUGCCCAGUUGCAAAAAUGUUCAUUAUCAUAUUUGCUGCACUCGGACUCGCCAAAAUAUAUAAGUAGGUACUUACAUGAAUAUUUCGCAACUGGACAUUAAGGCACCAAGCUCCUACUAGUACCUAUACCAUGUUUACGACAACUAUAAUAUUGUCAGUACUAAUGCAAAAGGCAGAACUCAAAUUGUAAAAAAAUGUAAUUGAGCUUAGGAGCUUAGGGUCUUUUAAUUUAAUUACAAUUCAAUUGAAUAAGGUGUACAUUUUUUAAACAUGAAGGUAAUAAAAGCGUUAUAAGGA
Messenger RNA from Cydia fagiglandana, 5244 nucleotides. RefSeq names its product YLP motif-containing protein 1. Gene Ontology annotation, biological process: regulation of telomere maintenance. The transcript has 9 exons. The record is from RefSeq and is a predicted model, not a curated record. Bases 156 to 3926 code for a protein of 1256 amino acids. Gene Ontology annotation, cellular component: nucleus. NCBI's taxonomy places the organism in Eukaryota, Metazoa, Arthropoda, Insecta, Lepidoptera, Tortricidae.